GGUAAAGUUGGACGACAACGACAGAUAGUACACUCGAAAAGGUGGGGCAUGUAAAGUCCGUAGUAAUACCAGACUCGACCCCAACUUUUGCCAAUUCCAACAUCGUCCCCCAUUCGAAAAAGCGGUCCGUCAUCACACCGUCUCGUAGUUUUAUGGCUUCGAGCCUAUCGUAUCCUAAAAAAAUCACAGUUACAAACCACUAGGAACUCAUGAUUGGUUCAUUUUGGAACUUGUGUAGAGCUACGUGCCCCGCGAUGCCAGUCGAUAAGCAGUUACACUCCGAAUACCGGAGUACUUACCGAUGGCAUGAAUAUACGGGGCCACGUCAAGACGUAGUUAGAAGACCUCCAAUGACAAAUGGAGCGCCAUCAGUUGGUAUACCAAAUGAUAUCAACGCCAAACCCUCUAAUGAUGAUGAUUUUCACACAGAAACAGUGCCCAAACAAGAACCAGCGAUGCCUCGACGAAAAAAAUAUCCCGAAUUGGCCUAUCGCCACCACGAGUUCCUCGUAAGCGACAAAUCAACGGAAAAUGGCAGCGUGGAUAGGGCUAGGUCGGAAGAACGAUUUGGGCCGAAUUGGAGGCCUUCCAGGCGCAGCAAGUCGGAGGGCCCGCGGCGGGCUAUCGAACCCGAGUCCGAUCCUGGGGAGCGCAGGCGCGAGUCCGACCCUGACGUGGAGAACAUGGGACGCGAAAACGGCCUGCUUCGCAAAGCCAUUUCCAAAAUUAGCACCGAAUAUCGGAGACAGUUUGCGUGGCCCCCGGGGCACGCCUCUCGCAAAGAUGAGGUAGAUGGGGCACCCAGGAAGUCCCAGUCUAUGGGAGCCCUCAAAGCCAACGCCAACGCUAUGAUACAUAAGAAGCGUAUUGAUACAGACAAUAGGGAUGCUAGUGAGUUGGAACCGUUAGUAGACAUUCGAACGAACCAAGAACGAUCUAAAGAAGAAUUUAACAGUGAGUAUAAAAAAAAGUUUAGGCCAUUUAGUCAAUACCAAUAUAUAAAUGGACGCUUUUCAUCCAAACGAAACGCAGUUGCCGAAAUUGAAAAUGUACAUAAAGAUUUUUCUGCAGACUUGGAUAACGACUCUUCAUGGUACCGCGAAGUUGUCGAGCUUCGCAAAAAAGCCGGCGAAUACAAGCAUAGAGGCUGGGGAUCGGAGCUAGCUCCGGAGCGACUAUCCGACAUUUACAAUAAACAAAUUGAGCUAUGGGAUCAAGUAUCUAGAAGAAGUUCCUUGUCAGCUCUGUCGCUAGCUUCCCACAUGACUAACAAAUCGUACACCAAGGAAGACAAAGACGAAGACAAUAAUCGAAAAAGCUCUCCUACCAAAGCUUACCGAAAUGCCGAAAACAAUGCAAGAAUGAUUAGAGAUAUAAUCCGCCAUCACCUAGAAAGAACUACUGGAGGUUCUGAUGGGCUCAUUUUGUCGCCUACUAGAGAAAAAUUAGAGCCCACCAUACCUAGGAAAGACGACGAUUCGAGAGGAUCUCAAAAAAAUAGCCCGAAAAAGAGUUCGCCUUUAAAAACUACUGCCAAACGUGGAAGCCAAAAAGGAAAACAGGCCCGUUCACAAUCGGUAGGACCUACUACGGAACAUUCUAAUAAGGAGAAGCAGUCUCCCAAGAGACAGUCUAGGUCUACAGUAAAAGAAGGAAGGAAGUCGACUUCCAAUACUUUCUCAAAUAAAAGACCUAGACCCUCAUCCUUGAAUACAUCCCGAUCUAAAUCAACUUCGGUAGUAACUAAAAACGAAGAUGACCGAUUGGCCAAAUCGAAUAAAAAUAAAUCAUUAAGUACAGUAGACUCAUCUAACCAAAACAGAAAAGGAAGUCACGAAGCUUCUGAGCAUCCGAAAUCUGAUUACGAAGAUGCCAAGAAAAAUCAUGAGAAUGAACAGCCAGAAAGUAUAGAAUACGAACCGGUGGUAAAGUCGCCUCCCGAGCCUACCAGGGUUAAAUCGCCGGAACAGAUAAUCAUGAGAUCACCUGAUCCUGUCAACUGGACAGUGCCUUUGGAUACCGGCAAAACUUUUACAGUUACUCAAAACGUUAGAGAUGGUGAUACAAGCAGUCGUCCUCAGAGUGAAGUGAAGGCUUGGACACCUCCUGACGUUCCUCCGCCAGUAGCCCAGUCAGCUCCCCCUACUUUAACUGAGGGACAGGCCAGCCUUUCGUAGGCCUUAGCGAAUCCCGACUUAUGCUUAACCCAUAUUCGAUUUGAUUAUGUUGCUUUAGGUAUGGAUCUAGUCGGAAAGCAUGAUCUCGGGUCAAGGCAGGGCCAUCAAUGCACAGUAUAAGACUUCAAUCACCAUACAAAAAGCCAUUACCAAUAUCACCACGACCGAACUCCGUAUGGGGAAAAAUUGAGGAGGCUAAGAAGUGAUGGAAAUGAGUAAUUACAUGGGUACUGUGCCAUUCUCAACAGGGUAGUAGCCAAAAACUUAAAACAGUUUAUGUGAGCGGGGUACAUUUAGAUAUUUAGCUGUCCUUAUUUAAGCCAUAUUUAAGCCUUUAUAUACAUAACAGCUUAGGUAUAUGUUUCAUGCUGUCCAUAUCUGUACCGAGUCCGUCAAAAAAUCACAGCAGGAAAUAUUUCCUUUCUCGAUAAGUUUAGCCAAAAGUAACAUAUGUAAUCCUACGUCCCAUUUUUUACAAAAAUUUUGAAACUUGUGAUCUCUUAUCAGUGCACUCGUGUUUCUGCCACAAGAGGUUAUACAAACAAACUAUGGUUAAAAUAAUAUUCAUAUAUAUUUUGUGUAGAUGCGUUUGCUUGCAUAUUUUCUUGUUAAUUUAGUGUACAUCGAACGCACUUAUUUAUUGAUAUAAAAACGGUAAAGAGUUAUAUAAAAUUUCUGUUAAA
Sitophilus oryzae (rice weevil) is the source of this 2860-nucleotide messenger RNA. RefSeq names its product nuclear protein MDM1. Gene Ontology annotation, molecular function: microtubule binding. NCBI's taxonomy places the organism in Eukaryota, Metazoa, Arthropoda, Insecta, Coleoptera, Curculionidae. Bases 210 to 2177 code for a protein of 655 amino acids. Gene Ontology annotation, biological process: negative regulation of centriole replication. The record is from RefSeq and is a predicted model, not a curated record. The transcript is spliced from 13 exons.